Oppiella nova is the source of this 1194-nucleotide messenger RNA. NCBI's taxonomy places the organism in Eukaryota, Metazoa, Arthropoda, Arachnida, Sarcoptiformes, Oppiidae. The record is from the annotation of a GenBank genome assembly.
AUGGGCAUUUGCUACUGGGCCAAUUGGCGUAGUGAGACACCCGAGCAAAUAGACCCGACCCUAUGUACGCACAUUCACUACGCCUUUCACGUUAUGGACGAUAAAAAUAACGUAAUCCUGGACUCAAAAGGGUCGCCACAAACCGAUACCUACCGGCGCUUAGUGGCACUCAAGCAAAAGAAUCCGGAUUUACAGGUAAUGGUGUCGGUAGGGGGUUGGGGUGCCCCUGACAUCAAGUUUUCACGUGUGGUUAAUAGCCCGGAGCUGAGGAAAGGGUUUAUCGCCAAUACAAUAGCAUAUCUCCAGAAGUAUAAGUUUGAUGGACUGGACAUAGACUGGGAGUACCCGGUCUGCUGGACCGGUAACUGUACGGCUGGGCCUAAGUCUGACCGGGAAAACUAUGGUGUGUUUGUCAAGGAAAUAAGGGCUGAGUUUGAAAAACAGACGCCAAGACUGUACCUAUCGGCGGCAGUUGUGUCCGGGGGUGCCAUUGCCGACAAGGCCUACGAUUAUAAGGCUAUUGGCGAGGCACUGGACUUCGUAAAUGUAAUGACUUAUAGCUACGCCUGGGUGGGCGACGGCAAGACUGCUCAUCAAUCGCCAUACGGUUUAUCAAUAGCCGAUGUGGAGGGCUAUGUGAAUAAGGGUGUGCCUAAAGACAAGGUGCUAUUGGGUGUGUCCUUCUAUGGCCAGUCGUUUCAAUUGUCCGAUAGGACUAAGCACGGAGUGGGCGCACCCAUCAAAGGGGCCGGACAUUCGGACGGUGAUUAUGGGCACGUGUGUGGACUCGUCAAAAAUGACGGGUGGACUAAGGAGCUGUCUGACCAUGGUCAUGAUCCCAUUGUUUAUAAGGGUGAUGAAUGGAUGAGCUAUGAUGACCCCUAUGCCAUGUAUAAUAAAAGCAAGUGGGUUAAGGACAAUGGCUAUGGUGGUAUCAUAAUCUGGGAGAUUACCCUGGAUGAUUACCAGAAACAGUGCUGUUCAGUGAAUAACCCUUUGCUACGGGCCCUCAAUUAUGGACUGUAUGGCACGGGUCAGUCACCGGACACUUAUGGUUGUGAACAUAAAUAAAUAAAUAAAUUGAUAUUAUUAUUUGAAAUAAACUUGAUGAAAUAGUAUUUUAAUAAGUGUCUGAAAUUAAUAAUUAAACUUUAGAUUUAUUUUUAAGUAAUAUUAUUUCAAAACUUGCAGAAG